AUGGAAGGCAGUGGACUCAGAUGCACUGGAAGUAUGGAAAAUGCAGCUGAGAGUAAUAAGAGGAAGCAUUCCCUUUCCGAGGCUGCGCAACAAGCUGCUAAGCGAUGGGCAAAAGUAGAUUAUGGAUCGAUUCCAGCUGCAAGCGAUGAUCAGGCACUAGAUGUUAGUGUCAAAUCACUAUCAGGUUCUAAUCCUGAAUCUGAAAUAGAGACGGAUGUUGGGUCAAUUGAUCUGGAGAGAGGACAGACAGCUGAUGUGAUCGACUUGACUUCUGAGGAUGAAUCCAUCAGUACUCUUUCUGCGGUAAUUGAUCUCACUAUACCAGAUACCAAGGAAAGGAAGGUUCCAUCGAAACCGAGGAUCAAUUCUCCUUUCAAAAUGUUAAGAUCGGUCCUUUAUGACGAUGAAACACCUUUAUCGCAGAACCUUAUAACUCUUAAGGAUAUUUUAGGUGAUGAGACUUUACGUGAGUCGAUUCUUUUUAGUUUCCAAUUCGAUUUGAACUUUGUUAUGGAUUGUUUCCACGAAAAUAUCAAAUCCAUCACCAUUGUGGCACAAUUAAAUACCAUUGUACCGUUUGAACCUAGUCAAGGUCCCAAGGCAAGACGAAUCUUUUCACGUUUGAAUACAAUAGCUUUCCCAAUGCCACCCUUCUCGUGUCAUCAUUCCAAAAUGAUAUUUAAUUAUUAUGCUGACAAUUCCUGCAAGAUAUUCUUACCAUCUAGUAACUUGAGUUAUUAUGAGGUCAAUUUGCCGCAACAAGUUUGCUGGUGUAGCCCCACGCUCCCGUAUGAUCCAGAUAGGAAAUCCAGACAGGACGUACCGUUUAAGGUGAGUUUAUUGGAAUAUUUAAACUCAUACAAUAAGAGGGAAGUUAAUCAGUUGAUAAAAAGAUUAAAGGAUAUAGAUUUUACUCCCUUGGAAGAUGUAGAGUUUAUCUUCUCAACGCCGAACAAAAAAGUGAACUCUGGAAUGAAGAUGCUAGCAUCAUUCAUUAAUGAAGGAAAGAUAGUGGUACCUCCUGAUGAUGGUUCAUCAACCUCUCACUUUCUUUGCCAAACAUCCUCAAUUGGUGCCUCUUUGAAUAGAGCAGUCCCUGUUAAUAUGUUUACUCAUACGAUUAUCCCGUUGUGUACAGGGAUACUAAGUUAUAAUCAAGAAUCGAAUGGAAAGAAGGCAAUGAUAUACGUCCCUUCUGAAACAGUGAAAACGGAAUUCAAAAGUAGAAGAAUCAUACCCUAUAUCAUUUUCCCGACUAAAUAUGAAUCUCUAAAUGGUCCCACUGGUAGCGCUGCAUCGGGAUGGUUCCAUUUUGAUUAUUCGAAGGAUAAAAUUGGCUAUUACAAGAUGUUGGCAGAAGAAUUUAAGGUAUUUUAUAAGCAAGAUAGUAAGAAAUCUGCAGAUAAAAGGAACAAGAGGCCAUUUGUUCCUUCCCACUCUAAAUUUUACUUAUCAUCCACAACAACGGAGAAUGACACUAGUCCUAAUCAAUUUAAAAAUUUGAAUUGGUGCAUCUUUACUUCGGCUAAUCUAAGCGUGAGUGCCUGGGGUAAACUCACAAUGCCACCAAGAAAUUAUGAAGUGGGUAUAUUACUAACAAAAGAAGCUCAGCCAAGUGGGAAACUCAAAUGUCGAAGCCUUAUUGAUACCAUUUAUCUCAACAAUGAUUAUCAGAGCUCAGAUGAUUUAACUGUCAUGGUUCCGUUUACCUUACCUGUCGAACCGUACGAUACAAGAGUUGAUCGUUGUUUCUGCCAAGCAACAGAUGCCCCACAAGCAUCUUAA
Messenger RNA from Naumovozyma castellii, 1785 nucleotides. RefSeq names its product tyrosyl-DNA phosphodiesterase 1 (gene TDP1). The record is from RefSeq and is a predicted model, not a curated record. The transcript has a single exon. Lineage: Eukaryota; Fungi; Ascomycota; Saccharomycetes; Saccharomycetales; Saccharomycetaceae. The coding region runs from base 1 to 1785 and encodes 594 amino acids.